AUCACCGGCAAGGAGGAUGCGGCCAACAACUACGCCCGUGGACACUACACCAUCGGCAAAGAGAUCAUCGACGUGGUGCUGGACCGGAUCCGUAAACUGGCCGACCAGUGCACCGGUCUUCAGGGCUUCCUGGUCUUCCACAGCUUCGGAGGUGGCACCGGCUCUGGUUUCACCUCCCUGCUGAUGGAGCGCCUGUCUGUCGACUACGGCAAGAAGUCCAAGCUGGAGUUCUCCAUCUACCCAGCUCCCCAAGUCUCCACUGCUGUGGUGGAGCCCUACAACUCCAUCCUGACCACCCACACCACCCUGGAGCACUCUGACUGUGCCUUCAUGGUGGACAACGAGGCCAUCUACGACAUCUGCCGUAGGAACCUCGAUAUCGAGCGUCCUUCUUACACAAACCUCAACAGGUUGAUCAGUCAGAUUGUGUCCUCCAUCACUGCCUCCCUUCGUUUUGAUGGUGCCCUCAAUGUUGAUCUGACAGAGUUCCAGACCAACUUGGUGCCAUACCCCCGUAUCCACUUCCCUCUGGCCACCUAUGCCCCUGUUAUCUCUGCUGAGAAAGCUUACCAUGAGCAAUUAACGGUGGCAGAAAUCACCAACGCCUGUUUUGAACCAGCCAACCAGAUGGUUAAAUGUGACCCUCGCCACGGUAAAUACAUGGCCUGCUGCCUGCUGUAUCGUGGUGAUGUGGUGCCCAAAGAUGUGAAUGCUGCCAUUGCCACCAUUAAAACCAAGCGCUCCAUACAGUUUGUGGACUGGUGCCCCACUGGUUUCAAGGUGGGCAUCAACUACCAGCCGCCCACUGUAGUUCCUGGUGGAGACCUGGCCAAGGUCCAGAGGGCCGUGUGCAUGCUGAGCAACACCACUGCUAUCGCAGAGGCCUGGGCUCGGCUUGACCACAAGUUUGAUCUGAUGUACGCUAAGAGGGCCUUUGUUCACUGGUAUGUGGGUGAGGGGAUGGAGGAGGGAGAGUUCUCUGAGGCCAGAGAGGACAUGGCAGCUCUGGAGAAGGAUUAUGAGGAGGUUGGAGUCGACUCCAUUGAGGGUGAGGGAGAGGAGGAAGGAGAGGAGUAGGGCAUACUACUUACUAAUAAAUUAAUCUUAACAGUGUCAUUCCUGAGCAAUAAACAGGAGCACAACAUAUUGCAUUUGUUUUGAGAUUUGUAACCUUGUGUUUGACUUCUAAAUGUAUCACUAUAGUUGU
This is a messenger RNA of Etheostoma cragini (Arkansas darter), 1207 nucleotides long. RefSeq names its product tubulin alpha-1B chain-like. NCBI's taxonomy places the organism in Eukaryota, Metazoa, Chordata, Actinopteri, Perciformes, Percidae. Bases 184 to 1077 code for a protein of 297 amino acids. The transcript has 2 exons. The record is from RefSeq and is a predicted model, not a curated record. Gene Ontology annotation, cellular component: microtubule; cytoplasm. Gene Ontology annotation, molecular function: structural constituent of cytoskeleton; GTP binding. Gene Ontology annotation, biological process: microtubule cytoskeleton organization; mitotic cell cycle.